AUGGACGACGAACUAAUGAACGUGGUUACAGUGGGUGGCAAUGCGGUUUCUGCUUUUCUGUCUUGGCGUCUGCAGGCCACAAACGCCUGCGAUGUAACCCUCGUAUGGAAAUCCGGCUUCGAGAAUGUGUCGCAAUAUGGCAUAUCAUUCAAAUCCUCAACUUUUGGCAACGAACGGUUCAAGCCGCGCAAUGUCGUCAGGUCUCCCGAGGACGCUGUGGCGCGCAGAGAUGGCGCGUUCGACUACGUCAUCCUCUGCAUAAAAGCUCUUCCUGAUGUGUACGAUCUCGCCUCUAUCAUCGACUCAGUCGUUGAGCCACAACACACUUGCAUCUUGGUCAACACGACCCAUAGUUUGGGCGUCGAAGCUGCCAUUGAGGAGCGGUUUCCUACGAACGUCGUUCUGUCUCUUGUUUCCAAUGCAGAACUUGUGCAGACCGGUACCAGCGAAUUCGAGCACAAGGGCUCCACGGAGAUCUGGGUUGGGCCUACCAACAGCAAGAAUGAUCGCAUUCCUAAAACCAUUCGCGAAGAUAUGGCGCAGGCUCUCGCUAUGACUCUUUGCUCCGGCCAGGUCGAAUGCAAAGUCUCACCAAAUAUUCGCCAACAGCAAUACGAGAGGCUCAUUGGGCCCAUUGCAUUCCAUCCAGCAAGCGUCAUUUUCGAAACACCAAGCCAUGCAGCUCUGGUUGAAAAAGUUGGCGUCCGGCAACUGAUCUCGAGCCUUUUUGACGAACUGCUAGCCCUCGCCGAAGCGCAAGGCUGCAAAUUCCCACCAGACUUCAAGGAGCGAACCAUGACUGAGAUGGCAAAGCCACAACAGCCCGAGAGCGUCAUGUGGCAAGAUUACGUCGCAAGACGUCCUAUGGAGGUCGAUACAUUCCUCGGCUCACCGCUGCGCCUGUCCCAGGAGGCCGGCAUCGCAGUACCGCGCUUGGAAACGAUGUAUGCGAUAAUGCAUAAUUUGAACACGGUCAACCGGACGCGGCCAAAGGGCGACGCAAACGGACCUUCCCCGAGCUCACCAACUGGCACCAUAACCAUGACGCCGCGUGCUCCAUCACAAGCUGGUGGUGGCCGUCCCAUGACGAACGGAGGCCCGAACGGCAUGCCCAAUGGCAUAGGUCGCCCCAGACCCCGUGUUUCCUCCCAGAUGGGACCCAACGGUCGGCGCCCGCCGGUGUCAAUGAACACGAAUGGCGGACCGAAUGGCUAUGGUAGACCACCAUCGUCGCGCCAGCAGUCAAGGCGUGGUUCCAUGGAAGGACAGGACCUGGAAGAAUUUAGCCACGUGGUGCUCUACAACGAUAUUCCUGAAGGUGGCGAAGCCGCACACCCCCCUACUGACUCGGAGUUGGCCUUGAGAGAGCGGGAAUUGCAGCUCCGCCAGCGAGAAAUCGCGCUCAGAGAACAGGAGAUGAGAAUGCGCCGUCCCGGCCCGUCAUCAAGAAGGGGUCCGCCUCCCGGCCCGCCUGCGCGAUCAGGUAUUGAUAUCGGUAUCUACGACGAUGAUGAUGAAGAGGACGACUACUUUGAUCCAAAUGCGGGCCCGCCGGCACCCAUGAUCGAUCCUGACAACUUCGACAUGAUGAGUGUGACAUCCCGGAAAAACAGAAAGGUAGCGGGCAGCAAUGCGAACAAUGCCCAGUUCCGCAAGGGUGGCGAUCCCGCGGCGUCUAGAGGUAGCAGGUUCCGGCCCGUCUUUGGCAGAAACAGGUCCAGCCAGAUCGUGGACCAGGCUCCUCCAGUCGGCAGCAACAUCCUUGACGACCCGUUGUUGUCGUUUACUUCUAACCGAUACGGAAAUGUCGACCGCGGGCAGAUGCAUGCCGAAUCUCGUGCAAACUCACUCACUGCGUCCCGCCUAGAAGACCUUCAGUUCCCUCCUGGCAGCGCUGGCGGCUUCCCACGCCGGACCAGCCAUUCGCCAGGCAACACAUUUAGUCCGUCGGUUCGUGGUGGUCCUGGUGGCCGCCCAUCACCACCCAAUGGUUUCGGUGGCCCAGCGAACGGUAGGCCGUCGCCACCUGACGGCGUUCGCCAGCCAGUUCCACGAUACCCACCUGGUCAAGGCAAUGCUGUGGCGCCGCAACAGGUUGAGCAACACGCCGGGGUGAGCUCCCUUCAGCCGCCUUUUGGGAAAAACGUGCGAAGUCUGACGGGAAGUGCAAGUGCUAGCGCGGGUAGUAGCGAUUCCGCCCAUCUCGACUCGGAACCAUCGGCACACAGCAGCCAGAGCAGCCUGGGGCCGAGACCUCCCAUUGGUGUCCGGUAA
Messenger RNA from Grosmannia clavigera kw1407, 2274 nucleotides. Its product is annotated as 2-dehydropantoate 2-reductase. The coding region runs from base 1 to 2274 and encodes 757 amino acids. Gene Ontology annotation, cellular component: cytoplasm. The record is from RefSeq and is a predicted model, not a curated record. NCBI's taxonomy places the organism in Eukaryota, Fungi, Ascomycota, Sordariomycetes, Ophiostomatales, Ophiostomataceae. The transcript is spliced from 4 exons. Gene Ontology annotation, molecular function: oxidoreductase activity.